Cladophialophora psammophila CBS 110553 is the source of this 561-nucleotide messenger RNA. RefSeq lists its product as uncharacterized. Lineage: Eukaryota; Fungi; Ascomycota; Eurotiomycetes; Chaetothyriales; Herpotrichiellaceae. The record is from RefSeq and is a predicted model, not a curated record. The coding region runs from base 1 to 561 and encodes 186 amino acids. The transcript is spliced from 3 exons.
AUGUCGGCCUGGUUGCAAGAGUCACAGCUUGUCAAUAUUGACGAUGUCCACGCUGCAUUGUGCUCUCCAGUGAGCAAACAUCAUGAUCCUACCUUGAAGCAUGUGGAACAGGAAUUACUAGACCAUUUGCGGGACUUCCUGGACUUUGUCAAUGUUGUCUGCGUGAACGAUCCCGACGCUGGAAAGAAGUAUUACGACCUUACUGACAGCACCGACUUUGAUCUGAUGGGUCAACUGCAUCGCCCUGGCUUUGAAAAGCACUACGACCAUAUCACUCCUUACCUGGCCGAUGCAAAUGUUGCAUUCAAAGACGUGGAGAUUUUUGCAGUAACGCCAGACUUUGGCUACAUCACCUACAUCCAGCAUUUCAAGGGCACCUCGUCGGACAAGACCCCUUUUGACUUUACUUUUAGAGCGACCAGCGUUCUGCGGAAGAUUGAUGGCCACUGGAAGUACAUCCAUGAACACUUUUCGUUCCCGGUCAACAUGGCAAACAAACAGGCAGACACAACUAGUGGCCAGAGCUUGUCUGACAAUGUGGAAUUCAACAAGAGCAAAUGA